AUGGGUGCCCUCAAGUACGUGGAAGAGAUCCAAAAGAAGAAGCAGUCCGACGUGAUUCGCUUCCUGCUGCGUGUCCGUUGCUGGGAGCUCCGUCAACUGAACGCUAUCCACCGUGCUUCCCGUCCUUCUCGCCCCGACAAGGCUCGUCGUCUCGGCUACAAGGCCAAGCAGGGCUAUGUUGUCUACCGUGUCCGUGUGAGACGUGGUGGCCGUAAGAGGCCUGUGCCCAAGGGUGCCACCUACGGCAAGCCCACCAACAUGGGUGUUAACCAGCUCAAGUACCAGCGUGCUCUGCGUGCCACCGCUGAGGAGCGUGUCGGUCGUCGCUGCGCCAACUUGCGUGUCCUGAACUCCUACUGGAUCAACCAGGACUCCACCUACAAGUACUUCGAGGUCAUCCUCGUUGACCCCCAGCACAAGGCUAUCCGCCGCGAUCCCCGCAUCAACUGGAUCUGCAACGCUGUCCACAAGCACCGCGAGAGCCGUGGUCUCACUGCCACCGGCAAGAAGUCCCGUGGUAUCAACAAGGGCCACCGCUACAACAACACCCGUGCUGGCCGUCGUCAUACCUGGAAGAUCCACAACACCCAGAGCUACUGGAGAUACCGUUAG
Molecule: messenger RNA, 612 nt
Organism: Aspergillus fischeri NRRL 181
Lineage: Eukaryota; Fungi; Ascomycota; Eurotiomycetes; Eurotiales; Aspergillaceae
Product: 60S ribosomal protein eL15
Exons: 4
Coding region: 1-612 (203 amino acids)
Biological process (GO): cytoplasmic translation
Cellular component (GO): ribosome; cytosolic large ribosomal subunit
Molecular function (GO): RNA binding; structural constituent of ribosome
Source: RefSeq, a predicted model, not a curated record